Carlito syrichta (Philippine tarsier) is the source of this 1504-nucleotide messenger RNA. RefSeq names its product ecotropic viral integration site 2B (gene EVI2B). Lineage: Eukaryota; Metazoa; Chordata; Mammalia; Primates; Tarsiidae. The record is from RefSeq and is a predicted model, not a curated record. Gene Ontology annotation, biological process: positive regulation of neutrophil differentiation; regulation of stem cell division. The transcript is spliced from 3 exons. Bases 134 to 1504 code for a protein of 456 amino acids.
AACUAUUUCAGCUUGUGAGAGAACCAUCUUUAAUCUGAUUGAAACACCCCUUUUGCUUUCUUAGCCAAAUCACCAAAAUGUCCAGUUAGAACAAGAAUUUUGCAUUCUGCAAAAGAAGUUAAGAGCUGAGAAAAUGAGAAAACAUUCUGAAAUGGAUCCCAAAUAUUUCGUCUUAAUUUUGUUUUGUGGACACCUGAACAAUACAGUUUUCUCAGAGAAAGAGGCAAUUACAACAGAGAAGCAGCUACAGACUACCUUAUUUAGAUCAUCAAUGCCAUAUGUCUCGGCUGAUUCUCCAAACACAACAGGGAAACCUUUGAGUCAACCAACACAAUUUAAAAGCAUUUCUUCUGGACAACCAAUAUCACCUGCCAAAGUCACUGCUGGACAACCAAUGCCAGCUGUCUAUGCCUCUUCUGGAGAACCAGCAGCACACACUUCUGGACAACCACUUGCCUACAACGUCACCAAGCAACCAAUACCAACAGCCAGCAUUUCCUCCCAGCAAACAGCAUUACCUGUGUUCACCUCUGCCAGACAAUUACUGAGAUCUACCCAUAAUUCUACCAGACAACCACCAACAUCAUUUGUGUAUAAUUCCACUCAACACUCAUCACCUGUCUAUACCCCUUCCAGAAGACCUAUACCACUGACUACUCAUAAUAUAUCCACACAAUCAGCAUCAACUGUCAAAAAUUUACAUAGGAAUACACCAGGAUUUAUCUUAGAAACCAACAGUAACAAAAACCCCCCACAUAAAACCAAUUCUAAUUCAGUAGCUGCCAUAUUAAUUGGUGUAAUUCUGACUUCUAUGUUGGUAGCUAUAAUCAUGAUUGUACUAUGGAAAUGCUUAAGAAGGCCAGUCUUAAAUGAUCAAAACUGGGCAGGUAGGUCUCCAUUUGCUGAUGGAGAAACCCCUGACAUAUGUAUGGAUAACAUCAGAGAAAAUGAAGCAUCCACAAAACGUACAUCAAUUAUUUCACUUAUGACCUGGAAACCAAACAAAAGCAUACUUUUAGCAGAUGACUUAGAAGUUAAGUUGUUUGAAUCAAGUGAAAACAUUGAAGAUCCCACCAACCUCAAAACAGAGAAAAUAAAAGAUGAAGCAAAUGGUACAUCAGAGGAUAGCGCUGGUGGAUCAACAAUUGGAACUGCUGUUUCUUCUUCGGAUGAUGCAGAUCUGCCUCCACCACCUCCCCUUCUUGAUUUGGAAGGGGAGGAGAAUAAUCAAUCUGAGAAACCCACAGUGACAAUUGUAUCUCCUCUUCCAAAUGAUUCUACCAAUCUCCCUCCAUCUCUGGACUGUCUCAAUCAAGUCUGUGAAGAUCAUAAAUCUGAUAUCAGACAGUCAUUUCCGCCUCCCCCUGACUCACUUAACUUGCCCUUACCACCAGUACAAGAAGAUUCCAACAUUGAGAUCCAGUGUCAAGAGUUCUCUAUUCCUCUUGACUCUAAUCAAGAUCUUGAUGAAUCCCUGCCACUUCCACCUGCAGAAUUGUUAUAA